Molecule: messenger RNA, 1107 nt
Organism: Synchytrium microbalum
Lineage: Eukaryota; Fungi; Chytridiomycota; Chytridiomycetes; Synchytriales; Synchytriaceae
Exons: 5
Coding region: 1-1107 (368 amino acids)
Molecular function (GO): phosphatidylinositol binding; protein binding
Source: RefSeq, a predicted model, not a curated record
AUGGUGAACAGUCCCAUCCCACAAGAGCUGGGCGCUCAAUGCAAGAUUGCUGCAAAGAUCAUCAACAAAUUCGUCAAGCCAGACUCUUCGUUUGGUCCAGACCAGUACAUACCUCCUACAAUACUAGCGGCUGCAAAGGGAGUGGCUGUCAUGACAGUGAUAAAGGCUGGCUUUUUAUUCUCGGGUAGAGCUGGUGCUGGUUUGGUCGUCGCACGUCUUCCUGAUGGAAGUUGGUCAGCACCCUGUGCUAUUGGUCAAGCUGGAGCUGGUGCUGGUGGUCAAAUCGGUGUCGAAAUCACAGACUUUGUAUUUGUACUGAAUACGGAUGAAGCUGUCAAGGCCUUCUCGCAUACUGGAAACAUAACGUUGGGUGGAAAUGUGUCUGUCGCUGCUGGUCCAAUGGGUAGAAGUGCUGAAGCUGCUGGUGCUGUACUACAUAUGGCCGCUAUAUAUUCAUACAGUAAAACGAAAGGAUUGUUUGCCGGUGUCUCCAUUGAGGGAACCGUCAUUCUAGAACGAAAGGAAACAAAUGCCGAAUUUUACAACCGCAAAAUCACUGCAAAGGAAAUCCUAUCCGGUAGCGUACCUCCACCACCACAAGCAAACGAUCUAUACAAAGCCCUCAACACAAAGAUUGAAGCCGGUAUGAGAGUGGCUGAUGAAAAGCAACGUGCAAAUGCUCGUGCUGUAGCUGAAUCCGAACGACAACGGUAUCUCAUGAUCCAAGCAACCGAUGCUGCAUCAUAUGGAGGAAACGACUAUGGUAGAGCAAAGGAUCCAUUCGGUGCACAAGCUCAACGAGCUGCGUCACUCGAAUUCCCAAGAAAUACAUGGUCGCCACAAAAUAAUAAUGGUAUCGCUGCUGGUGGUAUGGCUUCUCGAACUGGAACAUUGCCUUCUGCUGCUGGUCGAAGGACACUUACAGGUGGUGCAGAGUUUGCUACUGCCUUGUAUGACUUUGAUGGUGAACAGGAUGGUGACUUGUACUUCCGUGCUGGUGACACUGUUACCAUCACCAAGAAGACUGCCAGCACCAAUGAUUGGUGGAGUGGGAAGAUCGGUGCAAGAGAAGGAUCGUUCCCAGCAAACUAUGUCCAGCUGCAAUGA